AUUGAGAGCGGCCUGGUCGUCGACUGCGGCGGAGGCUGAGGUACCCGGCGGCGGCGGCGCGAGCGCCCGGCCAGGCCCGGCCCGCCCUUUGCUUCCCGUCUUCGGCUCCCCUCGACUCGGUGCUCCUCAGCCCCGCUUCAGCCCUCCCGAUCCUUCGCAUCUCGGCUUUUGCCGCUCGCCUCCACCGCCGCAAUGAUGAUGAUGGCGCUGAGCAAGACCUUCGGGCAGAAGCCCGUCAAGUUCCAGCUGGAGGACGACGGCGAGUUCUACAUGAUCGGCUCUGAGGUGGGAAACUACCUCCGUAUGUUCCGAGGUUCUCUGUACAAGAGAUACCCCUCACUCUGGAGGCGACUAGCCACUGUGGAAGAGAGGAAGAAAAUAGUUGCAUCGUCACAUGGUAAAAAAACAAAACCUAACACUAAGGAUCACGGAUACACAACUCUGGCCACUAGCGUGACUCUGUUAAAAGCCUCAGAGGUGGAAGAGAUUCUGGAUGGCAAUGACGAGAAGUACAAGGCCGUGUCCAUCAGCACGGAGCCCCCCACCUACCUCAGGGAGCAGAAAGCAAAGAGGAACAAUCAGUGGGUGCCCACCCUGCCCAAUAGCUCCCACCAUCUGGAUGCUGUACCAUGCUCCACGACCAUCAACAGGAACCGCAUGGGCCGGGACAAGAAGAGAACCUUCCCUCUCUGCUUUGAUGACCAUGACCCAGCAGUGAUCCAUGAGAAUGCAUCCCAGCCUGAGGUGCUGGUCCCCAUUAGGCUGGAUAUGGAGAUUGACGGGCAGAAGCUGAGGGAUGCCUUUACCUGGAACAUGAAUGAGAAGCUGAUGACCCCUGAGAUGUUUUCAGAAAUCCUCUGUGAUGACCUAGAUUUGAAUCCACUGACAUUUGUGCCAGCUAUUGCCUCUGCCAUCAGACAGCAGAUUGAGUCCUACCCCACGGACAGUAUCCUGGAAGACCAGUCAGACCAGCGUGUCAUCAUCAAGCUGAAUAUCCAUGUGGGGAACAUCUCCCUGGUGGACCAGUUCGAGUGGGACAUGUCAGAGAAGGAGAACUCUCCUGAGAAGUUUGCCCUGAAGCUGUGCUCGGAGCUGGGGCUAGGCGGGGAGUUUGUCACCACCAUCGCCUACAGCAUUCGGGGACAGCUGAGCUGGCAUCAGAAGACCUACGCCUUCAGUGAGAACCCCCUGCCCACGGUGGAGAUUGCCAUCCGGAACACAGGAGAUGCCGACCAGUGGUGCCCGCUGCUGGAGACCCUGACUGAUGCCGAGAUGGAAAAGAAGAUCCGUGACCAGGACAGGAACACAAGGCGUAUGAGGCGUCUUGCCAACACUGCCCCAGCCUGGUAACCAGCCCAUCAGCGCUUGGCUCCCACGGAGCGUUCAGAAGACCGGCCUGCCUCUCCAUCUUCCAGCAAAGAGGGAGGCAAGGGGGCACCCAGGGCCGUCCUGAGCAGCACGGGCACGGAGGCCUUCCAGGUCGCCCUCCCCCGGGCACACUUUCCAUUUGCUGAGCCCUAGUCCCCACCACCCCAGUCUCUGGUCAAGAAGAGGCCUCAUUUUGGGUUGUGUUUUGUUUUUGUAUAGGAGCCCCAGGCAGGGCUAGUAACACUUUUUAAAUAAAAGGCAACAGGUCAUGUUCCAUGUCUUCAAAGUGGUAGCAUAAAAAUAAGAAUGGAGGAGAGCAGGGCGCUGGUCCUGUUGGGGUGGUGUGGCCAAGGCUGGG
Molecule: messenger RNA, 1726 nt
Organism: Pteronotus mesoamericanus
Lineage: Eukaryota; Metazoa; Chordata; Mammalia; Chiroptera; Mormoopidae
Gene: SMARCB1
Product: SWI/SNF related, matrix associated, actin dependent regulator of chromatin, subfamily b, member 1
Exons: 9
Coding region: 193-1350 (385 amino acids)
Biological process (GO): chromatin remodeling; positive regulation of pseudohyphal growth by positive regulation of transcription from RNA polymerase II promoter
Cellular component (GO): nucleus; nuclear chromosome; nBAF complex
Molecular function (GO): transcription coactivator activity
Source: RefSeq, a predicted model, not a curated record